Messenger RNA from Anolis carolinensis (green anole), 4696 nucleotides. Its product is annotated as F-box and leucine-rich repeat protein 13. Gene Ontology annotation, cellular component: cytoplasm. The coding region runs from base 109 to 2043 and encodes 644 amino acids. The transcript has 7 exons. Lineage: Eukaryota; Metazoa; Chordata; Lepidosauria; Squamata; Anolidae. Gene Ontology annotation, molecular function: protein binding. The record is from RefSeq and is a predicted model, not a curated record.
CGCGGACUACCAUUCCCAGCUGGCUCCGCGCCGUCGCCAUAGAGAUCCUGGCUGCGGGGGCGGGGCCGUGCCCUCGAGGCAGAGAAGCGGCUUUCACUUUUGCCCGCGAUGGAGAGCUGGAGGUUACCCGUUGAGAUUAUUGCCUAUAUUUUAAGCUUCUUGCCCAUCCCCGACAGGAAAGAGGCAUCUCUGGUAAACCAGCUCUGGUAUUCGGCUGCUCAAGAGUCCCUUCGUCAGGAGAACCUCUUGUACAACAUUCCUGCUAGCUCUGCCUCACUGAGGACCAUUAAGAGUUUGGCCCAGAGACAUGUAGGCAAUGUCAAGAUGACAAACCUGGAUGGUUCUUCCACCUCUCGCGAUGUUGUCAGGUAUGUCGCCAACCACCUGGGGCCACAUGUGCUCAGUUUGUGCCUCCAUGGGAGUAGUCUGACAGAGACCAGCUUUGAGGAGCUCCUCCUGGCCUGCCCGUGCCUCACAGCCUUGGAUCUAAGUGGCUGCAACAGCCUCUUUAUGUCCGGGACCCUGCUUUCCAAAGAAGAGAAUUACCUGAAAGCCCAGGAGUCUCUAGCGAACUUGCAGGAGCUGAACUUGUCUGGUUUACGAUACUUGUCUGACAUUACCUUCAAUCGCUUAACUAACUGGUCUCUGCACCUGGAAAAGCUCUCCCUUGCUCGCUGCCACAUUACCUUUGAGUUUGACGCUUACUAUGGCUCCACCAACUACAACUCCUCAGUUCUGUUAUCUUUCCGCAACCUCCUGCAGUUCCUGCGCAGGCGAGCCAGCAGCAUGAAAACUUUGGACUUGAGUGGAACCAGCAUCUCAAGCCAAGCGAUGAGGUCCCUGGCCCAAGUAGAAAAUCUGCACCUGGAAGGGAUGGUGCUGCAAGCCUGUCGUGAUCUGACCAACGAAACUGUGAGCAUCCUGUGCCAGCACCAACCCCACUUAACCACCUUGGACUUCAGUGGUUGCUCUGAGCUGUCUGACCAAGCCGUCCUGACCAUCUGCUCCCGGCUCCCAGGCCUCCGAUGCUUGUGUUUAGGGAAGCUCCCGCGUGUAACUGAAGCUGGUUUCCAAAAGAUCUCACAAUUGAAGCAUCUCCAAAGACUGGAUGUAUCUGAAUGUAGUCUUGUGAGCUGUGGUGAACUAGCGAAAUCUCUUAGUACUGCCAAAGAACGGCCCAAACUGGUUUCCCUGAAUGCUGCCUUCUGCUAUUUACUACAGGAAAGUUCAAUCCUCUCCCUGGCUGAAACCUUGAGCAAGAGCCUUCGGGUUCUGGAUCUCUCAUCCUGUGUGUCGCUUGGCAACAGAAGUGUCCAAGCCAUUGCUUCCCACCUCUUGCUCUUGACAGUCCUGCGUUUGGCCUGGUGCAAAGAAUUGACAGAUUGGGGCCUAUUGGGGAUUGAGGAAUCCCAAGAGGAGCGUGAACAUGUUGCAAAGAAGGAUGCAGGCCCAAAAUUCAGCAGGAACUUUGGCAACCUGGGCUUCUUCCAGCCACCUCCGCAAGAUCUGGAGCAGGAGGAUCAGAUUCUCAUUGACUUUGCCAAGCACACUGUCCAAGAAAAGCGCCAAGCCUCUUUGAGUGCCUUAACCCAUUUGCAAGAGCUUGACCUAACGGCUUGUGGGAAUCUGACGGACAGGAGCAUAGCCAAGGUGAUCAGAUUCCCUGAACUCCGUCGUCUGUCCCUCAGCCUCAUGCCCAACAUCACAGACAACAGCCUUCUCGCCGUUGCACGCCACUGCCGGAGCUUGGAACAUCUGUCCCUGAAUCAUUGUGUGAACCUGACAGAUAAGGGCUUUAUAGAGGCAGCUGGCUCUCUGCCCAGGCUUCAGCAUCUCAUUCUUUCCGGCUGCAACCAGUUAACAACCUGGACUCUGAAGGCUAUUGGUCAAGAGUGUCAGCAACUAAAAAGCUUGGAUGUCUCCAUGUGCAGCCGAAUUAGCAUGGCAGAUGUUGAACAUUUCCAAUCCUACUUCCCACUACAGAGUCAGGCUAGCAUCCAGUCCCGUUUUGUGGGAGGGGCAGACCUUUCCAUUAGUCUUUGAGGCAGAGAACACAAAGACAAAGAGUUCUAGAUCAUCAGCCGGCUUCCGAUUUCCCCGGCAGCUCCUGCUGGGAAGGACAAAGUAUCAUUGCGAAAUGGCUGGUGGUCCCUUGACCAGGAGGUGGUUCUGUAAGACAACCAGAUCUGUUCUCAAAUGAUCUUCGUGUAUUAGCCUCACUAGCAAGUCUGCCAUCACCCCAGUGCUGCAAGUUCAAUGGGGAAAUUUAUCUUGACCUUGAAAGGAGUUACCUGAUGCAAGGCAAAAACCAUCAGCAAAAAGGCAAGAUGGCAGCUGCCAUUAAAAGUAGCUGCUAUUAGUGUUAAAUUUACACAACCAGUAAGAAAUGCUUAUGCUGAGCCCAACUGGCAUAUUCAGGAAGCAAGGAAGAGAUAUUUUUAUAUUCAAAAAGUAAAGCUUAGCUCCUUUCUGCAUACAAUAUAAGAGUGAAAAGGCUACUGUUGUCAGUCUUCACAUUUUCUAUACAUUUGCUCUCUCUCUGCUGUAAUUUUACACACUGCCAUGGCACUGAUAAAGUAUUCUAUUAUCUGUUUUUAAAAGGUCUGAAUUUUAAGAUCAGUGACCCUUCUGAUCAUUAGAACUGAAAAGUAAAUUUGGAGUCCAAGGCUCUUCCAUCCAAAAUGUGAUCUAGCACUGACCUUUGUGGAACACACUUCAUGACUAGGAGCGGGAGGACGGAAAGAGAAUGGCGAUUCAGUCGGAAAUGUCCGCAUAUGUUCACAGGCUAAUCCUCGUGGUGAAAAAAUAGGUUCAAGUAAGGGAAUUUUGAAAGAAUUUUUAAAAGCCCAUUUCAUGGGAUCUAUGACAAAUGGGACCCUAGGGUCAAGAGUGACAACCUCCAUACCAUCUCUAUGCAGUGGUCCCUAAUGGAAUGUCUUAAAUACUCAGUUCAUUAUUAUUCUCUAAAUUAUUUCAAAUAUGAAUACAGAUAAGGAAUUAAUCUCCAAAUUCCUAAGUUUAACAUUAUCAAUUUCAAAUCUAACAGUCCAAUGUGAUGCUUAUUUUUUUUGUGUCAGGAGCAACCGGAGUUGCUUCUGGAGUGAGAGAAUUGGCCGUCUGCAAGGACGUUGCCCAGGGGACGCUGGAUGUUUUGAUAUAUUACCAUCCUUGUGGGAGGCUUCUCUCAUGUCCCCAGAUGGAGAUGGAGCUGAUAGAGGGAGCUCAUCCGCGCUCUCCCCGGGUAGGAUUCGAACCUGGCAGCCUUCAGGUCAGCAACCCAACCUUCAAAUCACAAGGCUUUUAUCCCCUAGGCCACCGGAGGCUCCUGGAUGCUUCUGCUAAAAUCAAAGUACAGUAGAGUCUCACUUAUCCAAGCUAAACGGGGCUGGCAGAAGCUUGGAUAAGCGAAUAUCUUGGAUAAUAAGGAGGGAUUAAGGAAAAGCCUAUUAAACAUCAAAUUAGGUUAUGAUUUUACAAAUUAAGCACCAAAACAUCAUGUUAUACAACAAAUUUGACAGAAAAAGUAGUUCAAUACGCAGUAAUGCUAUGUAGUAAUUACUGUAUUUACGAAUUUAGCACCAAAAUAUCAUGAUGUAUUGAAAACAUUGACUACAAAAAUGCAUUGGAUAAUUCAGAGGCUUGGAUAAGCGAGGCUUGGAUAAGUGAGACUCUACUGUAUAUUUCCAAGAGCAACUACUGCUAUGGCAAGACAAUAGCAAGCUAAGAUUUCUCCUUCCUGAAGGACAGAUGCAGCCACCCCAAAGAUUCCACCAUUCAAAGCAACACCAAAACCAGGAUUGUUCCCUUUAGCUUUGUUUUUAAUUAUUAAGGCCUCCUUCCCAAAGGCAGUACCACAGUGAACAAGUUACAGUAGAAGCACCUGAGCGGGAAGUCCCUUUACAGAAGCAACUGAGGGAGAGAAGGUUUCCUUUCCUUUUAAGUCAGUGUACAAUGGGACAAAAGUGAUUGAUACAUGAGGUGAGAGAAAUGGUCGAUCCAGUGCAAUGGACUUUCCAAAGAGGCAAAUACUGCCAAGAGUAUAAAAAAGUGAUAUAUUUACAGAAUUCACACGAAAAACAAUAGAAACAAUCAAUUUUCCCAGGCUCCUUCUAGAAUACUGAGCAUGACUGCUCUAUGAGUUGCUGCAGUGGGGCACUGUGUACGUGUCUUGAGUGUCUCAAUCGCGGGAAUCUGCAAAAACGUCUGUGUCCUGAGAUAUUUCUAGCUCUUUUGUGGGUGACAGUAAGACUGAAGUAUGUGGGGAGUGCCUGGUAAAGUCUUGACAGGCUGGGGAACCCAACAAGGUAGUCAGUGGCAAGGCUGUAGCUUCACUGACAGUAGAGUUUCUUGCUACUUCUCUAUGCCUGACAAAAACACAAUGAAAUGUGUCAGUAAGAGCAAUUAUUUGAACAGCCACAUAAUCCAACAUCUGUAGGCAUAAAAUUUAGGAAAUGUUUCAGGGAAUGCACAUAGUCUCGGCUACUAAAUGGCAUGUAACAAGUCCUGAACGUUUUCUAGAAAAUGUUGGAUUCGUUUUCAGAGAUUUUCCCCCUAAGACACAUGCUUUUAAGAGCUUCCUAAGAGAAACAUUCUUGAAAGAGGAGCCACUAGAAACUUCCCCAUACCAUGUGAUUGUGGAAAGAAAGAUCCCUGAAAGUGAUGCUAUCAUUUUUGAAUAAAGUGUCUUGCCUCCCUA